AUGGGAGAACCAAAGAGAAUUGUUGCAACCCAUGGAAUGAGAUGCUUUUCCAAGAUAAAGAUGUUUCUGUUGGCAUUAUUAGGAGCAUAUUUAUCCAAAUCACUAUCAGGAAUUUAUAUGAAUUCCAUGCUCACACAAAUAGAGAGACAGUUCAAUAUUCCCACAUCUAUCGUUGGGUUGAUCAAUGGGAGCUUUGAGAUUGGAAACCUAUUGUUGAUUAUAUUUGUGAGUUAUUUUGGAACGAAACUGCACAGGCCUAUCAUGAUUGGCAUUGGAUGUGUGGUUAUGGGCCUAGGGUGUUUCUUAAUAUCACUACCUCAUUUCCUGAUGGGCCGAUACGAAUAUGAGAAAACGAUUUCACCUGCAAGCAACUUGUCCUCAAACAGCUUCUUGUGUUCAGGAAACAGAACCAAGACAUUAACACCAACGCCAGACCCAGCAGAAUGUGCAAAAGAAAUUAAAUCCUCAAUGUGGAUAUAUGUAAUGGUAGGAAAUCUUAUCCGUGGAAUUGGUGAAACUCCCAUCAUGCCCUUGGGUAUUUCCUACAUAGAAGAUUUUGCCAAAUCUGAAAACUCCCCUUUAUACAUUGGGAUUUUAGAAUCAGGGAAGAUUUUUGGCCCUUUGAUUGGACUCUUCUUGGCAUCCUUCUGUGCAACCAUUUAUGUAGACACUGGGUCUGUGAAUACAGAUGACCUGACCAUAACUCCCACGGAUACACGCUGGGUCGGUGCUUGGUGGAUCGGCUUUUUGAUCUGUGCCGGAGUGAAUAUCCUCACCAGCAUCCCCUUUUUCUUUCUUCCUAAAACACUCUCAAAAUAUGAGCUAGAUGAUAAUGUGGAUGUGACUAAAAGUGACAAAGAAGAGAAACACCUAGAGAAAGCCAACAAGAAAAAACGUGGACUCACUAAAGAUUUCUUACCAUUCAUGAGAAGCCUCUCCUGCAAUUCAGUUUACAUGCUUUUCUUGCUAGUAACUGUGAUCCAGAUGAAUGCAUUUGUCCCUUUACUUACCUUCCUGCCAAAAUACCUGGAACAGCAAUAUGGAAAAUCAACUGCAGAGAUAAUCUUUCUUAUAGGUGCUUAUAACUUCACUCCAGUAUGCAUUGGAUAUUUAGUUAGUGGCUUGAUUAUGAAGAAGUUCAAGAUUACUGUCAAGAAAGCUGCAUACAUAGCGUUCUGCCUGUCCCUGACUGAGUAUCUUCUAUCUUUCUUUAACUUUAUGUUGACCUGUGAUAAUUUCCCAGUUGCUGGCUUAACUGCAUCCUAUCAACAUGAACGAAUUCAGCAGCCAUUAUAUGUGGAGAAUAAGGUCCUUGAUGACUGCAACACAAGGUGUAACUGCUUAACUAAAACGUGGGAUCCAGUGUGUGGAGACAGUGGCCUAGCAUACAUGUCAGCCUGCCAUGCAGGCUGUGAGAAGUCUGUUGGAACAGGAAUCAACAUGGUGUUUCAAAACUGCACCUGCAUUCGGCCUUCAGGAAACUCAUCUGCAGUCCUUGGGCUGUGUAACAAAGGUCCUGGCUGUACUGUCAAGCUGCAGUACUAUUUCAUCAUGACAAUGAUUACCAGUUUCAUCUUCUCAUUAGCAGCCAUACCUGGGUAUAUGGUUCUUCUGAGGUGUAUCAAGUCUGAAGAGAAAUCUCUUGGAGUCGGAUUACAUGCAUUUUUCAUGAGAGUAUUUGCUGGCAUUCCGGCACCUAUUUACUUUGGUGCCUUGAUAGACACGACCUGUUUAUAUUGGGGCACUCUGAAAUGUGGAGAGCAAGGAGCAUGCAGAAUGUAUGAUAUAAAUAACUUCAGGCGCGUUUACCUUGGGUUGCCAGCAGCUCUAAGAGGAUCAAGUUACCUCCCUGCAUUCUUCAUUGUAUUACUUGUGAGGAAGCUCCAAUUCCCUGAGGAAGUUGACUCUGCAGAGCUGAAAGUUGCAGAGGUGAAGCUCACAGAGAAGGAAAGCGGGUGCAUGGUUGUGCACAGAAGUCCUGUUGUUGAGAACAACAGAGAACUGAAAACAAGGCUGUAAUGGGAUUAUUGUUCUGCAUAAAUACAUGGACAGAGUGUGAUUUUGGUUUCUCUUGAACCAUGAGAAUUACUAUAGGAA
Molecule: messenger RNA, 2097 nt
Organism: Mesocricetus auratus (golden hamster)
Lineage: Eukaryota; Metazoa; Chordata; Mammalia; Rodentia; Cricetidae
Product: solute carrier organic anion transporter family member 1A5-like
Exons: 14
Coding region: 1-2019 (672 amino acids)
Biological process (GO): sodium-independent organic anion transport; transmembrane transport; bile acid and bile salt transport
Cellular component (GO): membrane
Molecular function (GO): protein binding; bile acid transmembrane transporter activity
Source: RefSeq, a predicted model, not a curated record